CAAAGAUUUCCCAAAAACGUUGAAAAUGUGGACGUCAGAAGUUUCACUGUAAAAAUAUAUUUUUUCCCCCACAUUUUCAAACUCUAAAAGGGAUCAAUUUUGACCAGCAGGACGAAACGAGGGUUAAAUUAUGAGUUAUACAGCUGAAUCCUGAACAUCAUCUCAGCCUAAUAUUAUUUUCUGAGUCAUUCACUAAGGCCAAAAUAAUAUUUAUCUUUUUUUUUAAAUUGUGGACAUUUUUUUUUAUUAUCCACCAAAACACCAAGUCAGAUUCCUCAUAUGAUAUACAUCAAAUAAAGCUGAUUAUAAUUGUGGCUAUAGAGCCUGAAUCUAAGAGCUGAAGGUUCUGGGUUUGAAUCUUGGCCUGGGGUCUGUCUGUGUGGGGCUUAUAUGUUCUUCCUUUGUUCUCACCAGGUGCUCCAGCUUCCUGCCACAGUCCAAAGACUUUAUGUCUCAUUACGCUUUUUGUAUGUGUUAUGAGACAUAUUUUGUAGUAGGACAGAAUCAUGGAAGAGGUUUUAAAAACAAGCUAAGACAAGUAACAAAUCACUAAAGGCAACGGAGAGAAGAAGAACAAAGUGGUAUUGCUGAUAGUCCAGGGGCAGAUGCUCCAUUUUAUAAUCUUGUCCAUCAUCAGUAAACCUGCUUUUCUCCAUCAAGCAGUUCUCAGACUCUCCAGAGAUGAGUGAUAUUUCCAGUCCACCUGCUGCUCCCUCAUCACAUUAUAAAACCUCUAGAGGCCAGUCUGCAUUCGUAAUGACAGAGUGCUCAGAUUGUUUAUGUGCCCACACACUUAAGGUCCCUUGGAUUUGAUUUGCCUAUUAUCUACACUGGCUUGUUCUGUGUGUCCUGUUGACAGCCCGACAUGGCCUGUAAGCACGUACACCACCUCGCAUUGAACUGUUUCCAUCUCUAUUCGUUGCCAUCGCCACACCUGCUCAUGUGAGGGCAGCAGAUUGACAGAUCAGAUCGCACAUCGAGUAUAUAAGAGCGCUGUAUUCGACGAGGCUGACUGAUAGAAGGAAAAUAUUUUCUACUAGGUUUGCUUGUUGCUUCCUGUUGCAGAUUUUCUACUAGACAUCAAUGUGUAAAGGACUCGCCUACCUGCCGUCCUCAUGCCUGGAGAAGGCGAAAGAGAUGCGGGUGAAGUUAAGCCACCUGGCUGACCACAAGCACAAGGUUCAGGAUGGAAAAAUUCUUCAGGACCUGGAGACUCUGCUGAACAACAAGAGCGGUCUGCAGGUGUUUCGUGGGUUCCUGCGUUCAGAAUUCAGCGAAGAGAACCUCGAGUUCUGGCUGGCAUGUGAGGACUACAGGCUUUGCUCUUCAAACCUGAAGAAGACCAAAGCCAGCAGCAUCUUCAGCCAGUUUAUCAACGCUGACGCCCCACAGCAGGUAAACCUGGACGCUGAGACCCGCGAGGCUCUGCUGAGCGUUGUAAACUCUCCAUGUGCCGACACAUUCAACAAGGCGCAGCAGAGGAUCUACAGUCUGAUGGCUAAAGACUCCUUCCCUCGGUUCCUGCGCUCCAAUCACUGCCUGGACGCCAUAAAGGCUUUCUAAAUAUUAUUACAGCAGACCUGAUUUAGUUAGAAGUGCUGGUGAAUCUGUGCUUUUAAUAUGCUGAUUGUAUUUGCUUGUUUUGUGACGGCAUUAACCACGAGUUUAUGCACUGUAUGCUGCUGUUACUGUAGCGUCAGAUAGUGGCCCUAAAGCUUCAAUGUAGGUGCAGAUACCAAGUGUAAGCUACAAUGAUAUCCACAAAGGAUUCAAAUAAAUACCUCAUAAAAGA
This is a messenger RNA of Acanthochromis polyacanthus (spiny chromis), 1792 nucleotides long. RefSeq names its product regulator of G-protein signaling 5. The transcript has 5 exons. The record is from RefSeq and is a predicted model, not a curated record. Bases 1084 to 1563 code for a protein of 159 amino acids. NCBI's taxonomy places the organism in Eukaryota, Metazoa, Chordata, Actinopteri, Pomacentridae.